Messenger RNA from Coccomyxa subellipsoidea C-169, 1491 nucleotides. RefSeq lists its product as hypothetical. The transcript has 11 exons. The record is from RefSeq and is a predicted model, not a curated record. NCBI's taxonomy places the organism in Eukaryota, Viridiplantae, Chlorophyta, Trebouxiophyceae, Coccomyxaceae. Bases 1 to 1491 code for a protein of 496 amino acids.
AUGGAGAGAAAAAUCGCCCUCUGCGUGUCCCAGUGGUCCGCGGACUCAACCUUGUAUGCAUGGUCUUACGCCAAGCAAUAUUUUUUGAGGAAACAGCGAGAUGCCAGCGGCGCUGAGGUGCUGAGCAGCUUGGACAAGCUCUACAUUGUGCACGUGUGGAAAGAUGGCAAGAAGGAAAAGGAGAAAGACAAGGACAAGUGGUGCGGCGGAGGACCUCUCCUGCCCAGCAUGCGGGUGGCACUCGCCAAAUUCCCUCACCAGAUUGUCGACCUGGAGAAGCUGGUGCAGCCUGGAGGCAUGGGCGCCUCCACAAGUGACACUGUCAAGAGCAAAUCCAAGUGCCCCUGCCUCAUUGUCCGCCCUGCGUCGGCCAGGAAUGAGAAGAUGCGCAUCAAGUCCAACGCCAACCUGGGCACCCUCCUGGAUGCAGAGGCGCGGGGCCGGCACAUGGACGGGGCGCUGGCUGCGCGGCUGAAGACAACAUCGAUGGUGCUGCCGGGGACUGACGAGCUGCGCAAGGUGUGCCUGGCGUUUGAGAGCGUGGAGGUGGGGCAGCACAUGCUGGCCUGGGCCACCAAGUACUGCCUCUUCCCCGACGACGAAGUCUACAUCGUGCACUGCCUCAGCAAGUCGCUCAUGAAGCUGGCCAACAAGCGCGGCAACGAGGUGGGGCCCGAGGUUGUGGAAGAAGUGGAUGGCGACGCAGUCAACGUCGUGUCAAACACUCAGCUCAAGGAUGAGCCAAAGUCGGGGCUGUGUGACUUCCUGGAGGAGAACAGCAUUGACCUGGUCAUUGUGGGCUAUGUCUCAACGUCCCGGCUGCGCAAGACGCUGAAUCUGGGCCAGGCCAGCCUGUCAUCACACCUGUUGCACCAUGCCCCCUGCCCAACCCUGGUCAUCCCCUUCAAGAGCCUGAGCUCCGAGGGCUCCGUCCCCGAGGCGCUGCCAGCACCGGCGGCCAUCGGAGAGCAUGUGGCGGCGGCUGAGACCAGCCCGCGCGAUGCCGGCCCCGACGCGUCCCCAGCCGCCCGCCCCAGCAGCGCCGGCGGCGACCGGCCACGGCGUCCCUCCAUCGGGAGCCCGGGUGCGUCGGGCACGUACCCGCUGGCGAUAGUAUCGGACGAGGAGACGGAGGCCGGCAGCGCGGGGCGGCCGACGCGCGCACACUCUCUGCGCAACGCGCUGCAGUCCUGGCGCUCCAUCCGCACCGCCCUCGGCGACCGCCACAGCGCGCACGCAUCUGCCUUCGCCGCAGCCGCCGGUACCAGCGGCGACGCCGACGAUGACGGGAACGCCCCGGCACAGAAUGGAGGAAGGCGGGGCAGCAGGGGGGCGUUGCCUCCGCCGGAAACAGACUCCGGAGCCGCAGCGCAGUACAAACGACGCAUUGAAGAGCAGGAACACGAGAUUGCAACACUGCGGGAGAAAGUACAGGAGCUGGGAGAGGCACUGGCGCGUGCAAAGGUGGGCCAGUACGGCUCUGAGACAUGA